CUUUUUCAUUCUCAAUGCGUGCAUCAAUGAAAGCGAUGCUCUGUGACCUGUAAACAAGUAUAACCCUUGAUCUUGUCAUCGCAUUUACUGCGCCCGAGUCAAGCACAACUUCUCCCUCAAUCCCACUGGGCGCUGUAUAAGGUGUACUUUGGAUCCACGAAUCGACCAGCGCCGAAAAAAUGGCUGCGCAGCCUACCGGCCCAUCUUGUAUGAGAGCUCUCUGUCCGUCCGUUUGAUGUCUGUUUUCAAGACUGACAGCGUCUCAGUUGCCUGCCUGCGAUACCUACAAAUAAAGGCAAUCUUCUCAAAUUACCCGAGAACGGCACCUACGAGAUCGAGCUGGAUACACUGCCCUCACCUCACCAACCGCGCGAUCCGAGCUCCGUCAAGAUGCGACCGCUCGUUCUCCACCACGACAGCACGUCAAGAUUGGCUGACACCCAAACGGCCGGAAGUGAGAAAGUCUCAUGUAGGACGUCCUCGAAUGCCCACGGGUGGUUCCAUGCGUGGCACGACCGUUGUCUGGGGUGAUUACGGCCUGCGGAUGAAGGACCACGAUCGACGCGUCUCGGCGAAACAGCUCAAGAAUGCCGAGGAAACCAUCAAUAGAAGACUGCGGGGCGAACGCUUCAGGUUGUACAAGAGAGUUAGCGCAAAUAUCGGCGUCUACACGAAAGGCAGCGACGUGCGGAUGGGGAAAGGCAAGGGGAAAUUCGACUACUGGGCCGCGCGUAUCCCAGUCAGCAGGGUAGUGUUCGAGAUCAAGAGCAACCUCCAUGAGCAGGUGGUAAGAGAUGCUUUUAGAUUGGCAGGAAACAAACUACCUGGGUUAUGGGAGUUUGUCAAGAAGGGAGACCCGCCAAUGGUUGGCAUCACAAAACUUGGCAAUGGAGUGACGCUGGAGAAGCUCAAAGAGGCCCGAAGAGAGGUGGAACCCAAGGACAAGAAAAGCCCACAACCCAUCAUAUCCUCUGCGAUGGAAGUGCCGCCUCAGACGAUCGCGACUGAAUUAGAUCCUCCGCCGACGACUGUUCACGUUUCACCCUGAGCCAUCGGACGAGGAGAUAUCCAGGGACACACUCGAAAACUCUCGACCUCUAUGCCCCGAUCCCACUUCCUCCCCCGUAUCUUUGCUGCGGCCUGGUGUCCUUCUGUCCCUCGGCCUGAUCUUGUGUUCCUCCAUAGCCACCUUCCUGGCCGGCUUGGCCGUCCUGCGCCGCUGUCUUGCCACCCAUUCCGGACUCUAAGAUAUUCUGACCAUAUCUUAUGUUGUCAGCUGUCUGCCUCCCCCGAUCUUCGGACACGAAGAGGCUUUCUGAGAUAUUGGGGCCGCCUAAGGAACAUGGUCAGUUGCAGAGAGGAGAGGGACAAGAUGUCAAUGGCGUACCGCCCAAUUGACCUCUUUGCUUCGAGGUGGGAACAGUCUCGGUCUUGAUGGACUCAUAUCUGCGGACGACGACUAUCAGCUGGCGCUCGGAGACUGACAUGAGAGAGAGCAAUAACCACAUACUGGGGGGUCUCGCCUCCCGGAACUGUAUCCAUAGUUUUAUCUUGGCCCUGGUUGCCAUCCAUCUUGAAUACCUUGAACGAAUCGUACCAGUCGCAAGUCAAGACUUGAUCAAUGGUUUGAGUGACGGUGUUGAAAAGA
Cladophialophora immunda is the source of this 1648-nucleotide messenger RNA. RefSeq names its product ribosomal protein L16. Gene Ontology annotation, cellular component: mitochondrial large ribosomal subunit; ribosome. Lineage: Eukaryota; Fungi; Ascomycota; Eurotiomycetes; Chaetothyriales; Herpotrichiellaceae. Gene Ontology annotation, biological process: mitochondrial translation. Bases 236 to 1048 code for a protein of 270 amino acids. The transcript has a single exon. The record is from RefSeq and is a predicted model, not a curated record. Gene Ontology annotation, molecular function: structural constituent of ribosome; rRNA binding.